Molecule: messenger RNA, 2677 nt
Organism: Thlaspi arvense
Lineage: Eukaryota; Viridiplantae; Streptophyta; Magnoliopsida; Brassicales; Brassicaceae
Source: the annotation of a GenBank genome assembly
AUGGAUACAACAACGGUUCUAGAUGAAGAAGAUACGACGGUUCUAGAUAAGGAUCCUCAACCGUCGGAUUUCAUGACCCCUUCUGACAUCGUCGAAUCUUCCUUUCUGUCUCCCAUUUGGUACAUCAAUCAUUGCUCUACUCUUCACUUUUCCUCUCUUCCCGCCAUGAGUGUACGAAUUUUGACAUCUCCCUUCACGCUUCGAAUACCAAUAAAACGGUUACUUGUGAUCUUCUGCAUCAUUAACUUGUUAAACUACAUGGAUCGUGGUGCUAUAGCGAGCAAUGGUGUCAAUGGAAGUACCAGAACUUGUGAUGGUAAGGGCAAAUGCAACCCUGCAACUGGAAUUCAGGGACAUUUCAAUCUAAGUAAUUUCGAAGAUGGUGUGUUGUCAUCUUCAUUUAUGGUUGGACUUCUUAUUGCAUCACCAAUCUAUGCUUCAUUAGCAAAAAGUUUCAAUCCAUUUAGACUCAUUGGAGUAGGCUUAACUGUUUGGACUAUUGCAGUUCUUGGUUGUGGCAGUUCCUUUGCCUUUUGGUUUAUCGUCUUCUGUCGCAUGUUCGUUGGUGUAGGUGAAGCUUCUUUCAUCAGUCUUGCAGUUCCGUUUAUAGAUGAUAAUGCUCCUCACAAACAGAAAGCUGUGUGGCUUGGUGUGUUCUACAUGUGUAUACCAAGUGGUGUUGCUUUGGGCUAUGUCUAUGGCGGAUACGUUGGAAAACAUUUUAGUUGGCGCUAUGCGUUUUGGGGAGAAGCUGUAUUAAUGGCUCCAUUUGCUGUUCUUGGUUUCUUGAUGAAACCUUUGCAGUUAAAAGGGUUUCCUUCUACUGAUUCGAUAAAGAUGGCUUCAUCAGUUGGUAAAAACAAGAAUCAUCUUCAAGCUGGUGGUAAUGAGAUUGAGAUCUCCAUUGAAACUUACAAGUCAAGUUACAUGAACGCAGUUUCGAAAUCGUUUACUCAGUUUGCGAAAGAUAUGAAAGUUCUAUGUAAAGAAAAGGUCUUUGUUGUUAAUGUCUUAGUGGGACACUAUCAGCGUGUCACCGCAACAAUUCCAAAUGCUUUUAAGCUUUUAUCCGGAGCAACGUUUCUUGGAGCGAUCUUUUGCUUCACUGCAUUUACCUUAAAGAGUUUAAACGGUUUCAUCGCUCUCUUUGCCUUAGGAGAGCUUCUUGUGUUUGCUACACAGGCUCCUGUGAACUAUGUGUGUUUACAUUGUGUGGAACCAAGUUUGAGACCAUUAUCAAUGGCUAUCUCUACCGUUGCGAUUCACAUAUUUGGCGAUGUUCCUUCUUCUCCUCUUGUCGGUAUCGUUCAGGAUCAUAUCAACAGUUGGAGAAAAACAGUAUUGAUUCUUACAUCGGUUCUGUUCUUAGCUGCUGCAAUAUGGUUUAUAGGGAUAUUCAUAAACAGUGUAGAUCGUUUUAAUGGAGAAGAAAGUGAAAGUGAGAAGCAGAGGAGGCAAGAACAAUCGAUUUGCAGUUUCAAUCCAUUUAGACUUAUUGGAGUAGGCUUAACUGUUUGGACUGUUGCAGUUCUUGGUUGUGGCAGUUCCUUUGCCUUUUGGUUUAUCGUCUUAUGUCGCAUGUUCGUUGGUGUAGGUGAAGCUUCUUUCAUCAGUCUUGCAGCUCCGUUUAUAGAUGAUAAUGCCCCUCACAAACAGAAAGCUGUGUGGCUUGGUGUGUUUUACAUGUGUAUACCAAGUGGUGUUGCUUUGGGCUAUGUCUAUGGCAGAUACGUUGGAAAACAUUUUAGUUGGCGCUAUGCGUUUUGGGGAGAAGCUGUAUUAAUGGCUCCAUUUGCUGUUCUUGGUUUCUUGAUGAAACCUCUACAGUUAAAAGGGUUUCCUGCUACUGAUGCUACUGAUUCUAUAAAGAUGGCUUCAUCAGUUGAUGCAGAGACAUCUAAAAACAAGAAUCAUCUUCAAGCUGGUGGUAAUGAGAUUGAGGUCUCCAUUGAAACUUCAACUUGUGGCAGGUCAAAUUACAAGAACGCAGUUUCGAAAUCGUUUACUCAAUUUGCUAAAGAUAUGAAAGUUCUGUGUAAAGAAAAGGUCUUUGUUAUUAAUGUCUUAGGUUAUGUAUCAUACAACUUUGUUAUUGGAGCAUACUCAUAUUGGGGACCAAAGGCUGGUUAUAACAUUUACAAAAUGAAAAACGCCGAUAUGAUCUUUGGGGCAGUAACUAUCAUUUGUGGGAUCAUUGGGACAUUAUCAGGAGGGUUUAUACUCGAUCGAGUCACUGCAACAAUUCCAAAUGCUUUUAAGCUUUUAUCCGGAGCAACGUUUCUUGGAGCGAUCUUUUGCUUCACUGCAUUUACCUUAAAGAGUUUAAACGGUUUCAUUGCUCUCUUUGCCUUAGGAGAGCUUCUUGUGUUUGCUACACAGGCUCCUGUGAACUAUGUGUGUUUACAUUGUGUGGAACCAAGUUUGAGACCAUUAUCAAUGGCUAUCUCUACCAUUGCGAUUCACAUAUUUGGCGAUGUUCCUUCUUCUCCUCUUGUCGGAUCAUAUCAACAGUUGGAGAAAAACAGCAUUGAUUCUUACAUCGGUUCUGUUUUUAGCUGCUGUGUAAAAGGGAUAUUCAUAAACAGUGUAGAUCGGUUUAAUGGAGAAGAAAGUGAAAGUGAGAAGCAGAGGAGGCAAGAACAAUCGAUUGUAACUCCAUAAAUAAAUACUAUAUAGC